Molecule: messenger RNA, 5276 nt
Organism: Anolis carolinensis (green anole)
Lineage: Eukaryota; Metazoa; Chordata; Lepidosauria; Squamata; Anolidae
Gene: chst11
Product: carbohydrate sulfotransferase 11
Exons: 3
Coding region: 383-1441 (352 amino acids)
Biological process (GO): proteoglycan biosynthetic process; carbohydrate biosynthetic process
Cellular component (GO): membrane
Molecular function (GO): sulfotransferase activity
Source: RefSeq, a predicted model, not a curated record
UCCAGGAGGGUGUGGCGCGCCGCGUGCGAAGGGUCCCCCGCUCCUUCCGCCUUCUGCGCAGGCGCAUCCCUCCCCGCCUCCCCCCGCCGGGAGAGGGUUGAAUGGUACCUUCCAGCCCGGGUUGGUCCCUGGGCUUGUGGCAGCCAAAUGAAGUAGCGCUUGGGAGCUGCUACCCGAGGCAUCCUCAGAGCAGCGGCGGAGGCAGGCGAGCGGGAGGGAGGAGACGGCGGCGCCUGCUGCUGCUGCUCUUGCAGCCGGUCCUCCGACUUAACCCGAGAUAAGAACUGCCGCGGGAUAAGAGCCAGCCAGGCAGCCGGCAGCCGCUCUUUCUCCUCUGGCCACCCCUCCCUCCUCCCUUCCCCAUCCACGCCGGGACAAAGCCAUGAAGCCGGCGCUGCUGGAAGUAAUGAGGAUGAACCGGAUUUGUCGGAUGGUGCUGGUCACUUGCUUGGGAUCCUUCGCCCUGGUCAUCUUCUAUUUCCAAAGUAUGUUGCAUCCAGUAAUACGUAGGAAUCCAUUUGGGAUGGACAUCUGCUGCCGGAAGGGGUCACGAAGUCCCCUGCAGGAACUCUACAACCCAACACAGUUGGAAUUAUCCAGCACUGCAAUCCUUCAUCAGAUUCGGAGGGAUCAAGUCACAGACACAUGCCGAGCCAAUAGCAUGUCCAGCAGGAAGCGUCGUGUCCUGACACCCAAUGAUCUCAAACAUUUGGUGGUUGAUGAGGAUCAUGAAUUGAUAUAUUGCUAUGUACCCAAAGUGGCCUGUACCAAUUGGAAGAGAGUUAUGAUGGUCUUGACUGGGAGGGGUAAAUACAGUGAUCCAAUGGAGAUACCGGCUAACGAAGCCCAUGUCUCUUCAAACCUGAAGACGCUCAACCAAUACAGCAUCCCAGAGAUCAACCACCGCUUGAAAAACUACAUGAAAUUCCUCUUUGUCCGUGAGCCUUUUGAGAGACUGGUGUCAGCCUAUCGAAACAAAUUCACCCAGAAAUACAACACUUCCUUUCACAAGAGAUAUGGUACCAAAAUCAUCAAACGCCAAAGGAAAAAUGCAACCCAAGAGGCCCUUCAUAAAGGUGAUGAUGUGAAAUUUGAGGAGUUUGUGGCUUAUCUCAUAGACCCACACACCCAAAGGGAAGAGCCAUUCAAUGAACACUGGCAAACGGUCUAUUCUCUGUGUCAUCCUUGCCACAUCCAUUACGACCUUAUAGGGAAAUACGAGACACUCGAAGAGGAUUCCAACUACAUCCUUCAACUUGCAGGAGUAGGAAACUAUCUCAAGUUUCCCACCUAUGCAAAAUCUACAAGAACUACUGAUGAAAUGACCACAGAGUUCUUCCAGAACAUCAGCUCGGAACACCAAACACAGCUGUAUGAAGUCUACAAACUUGAUUUUUUAAUGUUCAAUUACUCCAUGCCUAGCUAUGUGAAGUUGGAAUGAGGUGUGCAGAGAGCCAGGAUGAAAGAGGAAUAAUGAAACCUGUUUUUAUUUAAGAUUUUUAUUUGUCACAAUUCCUUAUGAAGAAUGGGUUAUUUUGUAAGUUAAUGUUUUUUUUCUUUUUGAAUGAUGCUGCGAGCAGCAUAGUUGGAAAUUUAUUAUUUAAAUUGUCAGUAAGAAAGGACAACUCUGUUUGCAGGGUAAGAAAAUUGCAGUGACUAGAAGUGCUACACUGUCGGGGGGUAUUUGUUCUUAAUCUCCUGAUAAAUUCCUUUCAUUUUGCAUUGCUUCAUCAGCCCUAGCCUUUAUGUUAUUUAUGCUUAUUUAAGGACACAUUAGAUUUUUUGCUAGAAGCUGAAAUAUGACACUGUGUGGACAAAGAUGACUUUUUUAUGCUCUCCUUGCUAGAAUGUGCUUCUCUUCCUAAUGUCCGUUCAUGACUGGAUAUUUUUCAAGUGAUAAAUAAUACAUAUAUAGAGGGCUAAGUUAAAGUUUCUUAUUGAAUACACUUGACUUGCCAUUAUAAAAUUUGCUCCAUAACAAAACAAAACAAAAAAACACAAUCUGGAGCUGAGAAUUGCUUUCCUGUGAGGCCAUCAGUGAGCAAAAAAGCAUCAUGAGCUGCAGAACAUUUCAAAGGAAUUGGAUUGCAAAGAGUUUGAUACUAAGUGUACAACAGGUUCUCUCAUUUAGGUGUCUCUGUGUUCUUAAACAGUGAUUCUCAAUCCUUGAUUCACAGCAAAUGUUUUGAAUUUCAGCUCCCAGAAGUGGCCAAACAUUAGAGGUUCUGGAGGCUGAAGUAAAAACCAUUUGGAAUAUUAAUGAUUGGGAACCACAUGCUUUGGAAGAUUUCUAUAAAAUAAAACAGCCUGCAGUUAAGCACCUGUAUUUCCAAUGCUGAUAGCAAUCACUCUGAAAAAGGAUUUUCUUGUAUUGUUGUCCUUCCAGCCUUGGAAUGCAAAAGUUCACACACACUGUCCAAACUUUGGGAAAGAAAGACACGUGAAUGUAUAUUGCAGCAAGUAUCAUCUCUGCUUUCUUGGAUGUGUUGUUUAUAACUUUUUAAAAUCUUUGCAUUUGGAAUUUUCUUUUUUGACACCAAGGUGACCAUGUGACAAUGGAUGCAUUGCCAUUAUAAGCAGCAGCAGCCAGCAGUAAUGUUAUUCAGGACUGCAAUGUGUGAGUUAAUUGAUCAGUAAGACUGGUCAAAAGGUUUUGAAUGAAUUAAAUUGAAGGGAUACCCUAGUUCAUUGGGAAACAGACUUUUAAAGAAUUUUUAGAAUUAAAAAUGUUUAAAAUUUAAAGAGUUUUAGAUUAUUUUGGCAAACUUUAGAGGGGGCAAGCAUCAUUUCAGGAAGGAGAGUGGCAACAGGCCCUCUACUUUUACAGUGGUUGGGGUAGAUGAGUCAUGAAAAAGUGGAAUACCACAUUUAAAAAAAAAACUCUGUUUUUCUUUACCCAAGAAAACAUCUCUCUAGGAAUCUCUAGGUUCUCCAUCAUGACUCUCAUAAUCAACAUCGGGUGGAAGUUGGCCACAGAGCUUUACUGCAGGACCUAGAAUGUAUUAAAUCCGUGAAAGUUAAACUCACAAACUGUCUUCCUUCUCAUUCUAAACAUUAAAGAUUGGUCUUUUCAGAAUCUAAAAUCCAUAGCCCUGAUCUGGAUUCAGGUCAACAUUAUAUGAGAAGUUUAAACUCCCCUCUCCAUUUAGCUAAAAAUUGGAGACAUGUGGUGGAAGGGUUAACGAAAGUAAACAAUAUCAUUAUAGAUUUUGUUAUUGAUUUAAUAUCUCCCAUGUUGGGGCAAUGUGGAAGGAAUAAUUCAAACAAGAACAAGAUCCUAAGGAGGUUUACAUCAGGCCCCCUUUUAAUACUCAUCCUGAUCUUUACCAACUUCAGGUGUUUAAAAGAUCUUUCAUUUCAUGCUGUGUAUUAAAUAUGGUAUAUAGUGUGACCUGAAAGCCAAGGGGAUGCAUUUCCUUAAAAGAGUGGAAUGGUAUGUACAUUUUAGAUUCUCAAUUACACAAGGCCUUGUUAUAUGAUAGCAUACAUUAUUUCACUUUCUUCAAAUCAUGGUAAUCCUGAUCCUGCUAUAUUUGAACAGCAGGAUUAAUCUUCACUCCAUUCUGUUAUGUAGGGUAGAGGUCUUCCUUAGUGGUGCCACUGCCUCAAAAUAUUUAAACAAUUUGGUUUGUCUACAGAACAGUUCUUUAGUUAAUAUGCAAAUAUCUGCAGAUUUAAUCAGUUGAUCAAUUAAAAUCAUAUCAAAUCUUAAUUUACUAAACUGAAUGACAAUAACAAUUAUCAUCAUUAUAAGAAGGCCAGCCUGUUAAAAGUGAUUAGUGAUUUAGCUUCCAGACAAGGAGCCUGAUCCAAAGCACAAAGGCAUUUCAUUGAGCCGUUGAAGAUCAGGUCAGAAGAAUGUUUUCAGGCAGAUAAAAUCAUGUCUGACCAGGCUUCAGAGAUGUAUACAGGAAACGAUUCUCACUUGAUUCAGUCAUGAUUUGGUGGAAGAUUUAUCAUCUGUAACAAACACACACAGAACAUUUGUUGUCCUAGGAAGACAAGACUUGGAGUCCUUUCUACUUUAUGAUUCUACUUUAAAUGCCAUAAUGCCAGCCUAUGGAAUCUUGGAAUAUGCAUUUUGGAAAGAAGCGCUUAAAUCUCUGAGCAAGAGAGCUCUAGUUCUCACCAAACUACAGCCCAUGGGAUGCAACCACAGUUUAAGUGGAAUCACAGCACUAUAAAUGCAUAAUGGGAUAGAUUCAGAUUUUUCUGUGGUCUAAGUGGUGGGCUAAUGCCAUCUCCCAGAUAUGCAGGACCCCCUCUCCAUUUGUGGAUGUAACUUUUGCAAAUAUGAUUAUUCAGAGAUUUGAUCAAUAACCUCUAGGAAUCUACAGCCCCUCUCCAGUGUGACUCUGUGGAGUUGUGCUGGAAGACCUAGGGACUGCUAGAGAGAACACCUUUCUAGGAAUCUCUUCCAGCACCAACUUUAUUAUAUAUUUAUAGUGUGAAUUAAUUAUAGAAUUGCACUGGAAAACAUAGAUUCCUAGAGAGAUGGUCUCUCAGGUUUUAAAAAGCAGCUUUUAUUUGCAGUAUUCCCAUUUUUGCAGGGGUCCUGCACCCGUAACCAUGGUGAAUGAGGAGGGCUGAUUGUAUAUCAGCCCAGGAUGAAGGCCAGCACUGCUCUCACAAGUGACUUUGUUCAAGAAGCAGUUAUCCAAGCUAACCAUUAAACCUAGGCAAAUGUCUCACCCAUACUAAAGAAGAUGACGCUUCAGAAGUGUCUGCACUGCCAGUGAAAACUUUAGUGGGCUGUUCCAGCACUUCUAUGAAGGACACUCUUGGGUCAAUAACAAUGUCUUAUUUUAAGGGCAUUAUGGCCAGGAGGGGAAUCCAGCAUCCAAGUGGUUCAAUGAGAGUGUAACUGGAGAAACUGGACAACACUUUUCUGUGGGGAAUCACACCAACCACAUCAUGCCGAUGCCAAUGCUGUCCUGGCCCACCCAAACCUAUACUCUUGAAAUUGUGUUGCUUCUUUAUUUGUCAAAGCUUUCAGGUCAAGUGUCUCAGUGAUGACCACAGAAAGUUUAGAAGUAGUAGGUCAAUAUUUCAGCAUUCCAGGCAAGAACAUAGGGCAACAUUCAGGUAUCACAGCAUCAAUGCUUUAUUGGGUGUUAUGCAAGAUGGUACGCAGCACCUAUUACUAAAUACGUAUACUAUGAUUAUAUACGUAUCACAUGCACAUUCCUUUUGACAACCCCUAAAGAAAGCUGUGUAAGUAUUUCCUGUCUAAAAAGCAUUGAACUAAUUUAAGAAAUAAAAUAUUCUUUUACAUA